Messenger RNA from Hevea brasiliensis (rubber tree), 1211 nucleotides. RefSeq lists its product as uncharacterized. The transcript has 5 exons. Bases 180 to 1115 code for a protein of 311 amino acids. Lineage: Eukaryota; Viridiplantae; Streptophyta; Magnoliopsida; Malpighiales; Euphorbiaceae. The record is from RefSeq and is a predicted model, not a curated record.
GGAGGAGGUCAUGUUUGGAUAAGCAGCUUAAAAUUGAGUGGCCGUCCCCUUCUUGUUCAUACUCUGCCUCUCCAAAUUCCCCUAAUAUUUUACCAAAACUCACCACCGCACUUCCAUCAUGCCCCCGAUACCAUCAGUAUCCCUCUCUAAUCGUCGUCCCAUUAGUGUCAUCGUUACCCAUGGCCAGUUCCGCCCUUACUCUCUCUAGCUCCUCUCUUAUUAAACCCACUUCAAAAUUCACAUUCUUUCGCAACAAAUUUGUUGUCAGAGUUCAAAAGACUUCAAUUUUUGCUAUGGCUGCAGCCCCCGGUUCUACGGCCACUGCUGCUAAGGUGGCCCCGGCCGUGAUAGUCGGCGGUGGACGGGUAGGAAGGGCCUUGCAAGAAAUGGGCAAUGGUCAGGAUUUGCUGGUGAAGAGGGGAGAGUCUGUGCCACUUGAUUUCGAAGGCCCCAUUCUGGUCUGUACCAGGAAUGAUGAUCUUGAGGCUGUUCUUGAAGCUGCUCCCAAGUCCAGAUGGAACGAUUUGGUCUUUUUCCAGAAUGGGAUGCUGGAGCCGUGGCUUGAAAGUAAAGGGCUAGGAGAUGCAGACCAAGUUCUCGCAUAUUUUGCUGUUUCGAAGCUUGGGGAACCUCCUGUUGAUGGAAAAACUGAUACUAAUCCUGAAGGAUUGACCGCGGCAUAUGGAAAAUGGGCAUCUGCUAUAGCUACAAGAUUACAUGCUGGAGGCCUUUCUUGCAAGGUCCUUGACAAGGAAGCUUUUCAGAAGCAAAUGUUAGAGAAGUUGAUCUGGAUUGCAGCAUUCAUGCUUGUUGGAGCUCGUCAUCCAGGGACAAAUGUUGGUAUGGUGGAGAAAGAAUACCGCUCAGAGUUGUCUAGCCUUAUUGCAGAACUUGCAUCUGCAGCAGCUGCAGAAAAGGGGAUAGUAUUCGACGAAGCUAUUGAGGACAGGUUAUGUGCUUACUCAAGAGCUGUUGCCCACUUCCCAACAGCUGUUAAAGAGUUCAAAUGGAGGAAUGGCUGGUUCUAUUCUCUCUCUCAGAAAGCAAUUGCUGAGGGGAAACCUGAUCCUUGUCCGCUACACACAGCCUGGCUUAAGGAGUUAAAAGUUGUCUAGGUUAUCAACAUUUCAUUUUAUUCAUGAAUUGGAAUACAAGCUUUUAAGAGUACCUGUAAAAAUAGUGAAGUGCAUAUAUAUUUGUUCUUCAGCUUC